Chaetomium fimeti is the source of this 1091-nucleotide messenger RNA. RefSeq lists its product as uncharacterized. Gene Ontology annotation, cellular component: nucleolus. The transcript has a single exon. NCBI's taxonomy places the organism in Eukaryota, Fungi, Ascomycota, Sordariomycetes, Sordariales, Chaetomiaceae. The record is from RefSeq and is a predicted model, not a curated record. The coding region runs from base 104 to 829 and encodes 241 amino acids.
UAUCAUGCAAUUACCUCCGAAGUAGCCCGACACUCCGCCCCAUGACAAAACCAAAACAAACAAAACCAUCGCAAUAACUCACCACCCCAAAAAAAAACCCACCAUGGACGCCGCCGCCCUCCUCAAAGCGCAAGGGUGGCGGGGCAAGGGCUUCUCGCUGCACCCGACCGACGACGCGAUCGGGCUCGCGAAACCGCUCCUCAUCUCGCGCAACACGGACGGGCGCGGCAUCGGGCAGAAGAAGCACUACACGAGCGACCAGUGGUGGCUGCACGCGUUCGACCAGAAGCUCAAGGGCCUGGACACGUCCCAGAAGGGCAGCGUCGUGCAGUCGGUCACGCAGGGCAAGCUCGACGCCGUCGCCCGCGGCCAGCCCAACGGCAAGUACACGGGCGCCAGCGGGCUGUAUGCCUCCUUCGUGCGCGGCGGCCUGCUGGAUGGGACGAGGGAGAAGGCGGUGGAGGAGGUGGUGGUGGUGGUGGCCGGCGAGUCGACUGAUGCGACGCCUGCUACCUCGUCGUCGGAUGACAGCGAAGCGGUGGGGCGCGGCUCGAGGAGAGGGGGGAAGCGGGACGAGUCCAAGUUGGAGAGGCGGGCGCGGCGUGCGGCGAGGAGGUUACGCAAGGCGGAUAAGGCGGCAAGAAAGGCUGCGGCCGCGAAGGCUGCGCGGAAGGCUAUCGAGAAGGCGGCAAAGAAGGAGCUGAAGAGGGCGAGGAAGGCGGGCGAGACAAAAGAGGAGAGGCGCGCUAGGAGGGCCGAGAGGAGAGCACGGAAGGAGGCUAAGAGGAGGAGGCGGGAGGAGGCUACACAAAAGUCUGAUCAGGGAUGAACGGCGGGCUCGAGCUGAGACUUUCGAGUAUAUUCUGCCCUCUAGGGCGAACCCUUGGGUGGCUUUAGUACCUAGAGGCUACCUUCCGGACUCAAGCUGCCGACGCCGCUGAGGUGGCCGUGCCGAGUCCAGCACAUGCCGCGCGUCUCGCGAGGGUGCUAGCGACUUGCGGCUGGCAGCGAGUCCGAUGUGACGGCAACGAGCGAAGCGCUGGCUGCCGUCUAAUUAAUGAUUGGGCGCCCAAGCUAGUUUCAAGGCUCUU